Molecule: messenger RNA, 870 nt
Organism: Theobroma umbraticum
Lineage: Eukaryota; Viridiplantae; Streptophyta; Magnoliopsida; Malvales; Malvaceae
Gene: PSRP3/2
Product: Ribosomal protein PSRP-3/Ycf65
Biological process (GO): translation
Cellular component (GO): ribosome
Molecular function (GO): structural constituent of ribosome
Source: RefSeq, a predicted model, not a curated record
AUGGCAUUCUUAAACAAUGAAUUAGAUGAAAAGGUGUAUAUGGAACAACUUGAGGAGUUUUUCCUUCCUGGUCAAGAAAGGAAAUGUCUAUUACACCACCUCACCAGAAACAUAGAAAGGAACGUAAGCAAGGUAGAAAAUUACUUCCUGCAUUGGUUGUCUGAUUCUCCCCUGAAACUGAAAGUACUCACGAAAAAGAUGUUGGUAACAACGUCUCUCCAACCAAAUCUAAAACCCCCCUUUAAACCCUUGACUUCAUUCCCUUCACAAAAUUCAACCUUUUUCCUUCUUAAACCUCUUACUGUUUCUGCCAAAACCUCAAAUUUUGCUAAACCAAUGAUCUCUCUACAAGUCAAAGCUAAAGCUCAGGUGCUCUCAGAUGAACUGCCUCUGGAUGAUUCCCCCUCUGAAUCUUCUUCUGAUAAAGAGAAGCUUGGAGUGGUGGUGAAGCCAUUGGAAAAGCCAAGGGUAGUGUUGAAGUUUAUAUGGAUGGAAAAAGACAUAGGGAUAGCACUUGACCAAGUGAUACCAGGGCAUGGUACAAUCCCUUUGAGUCCAUACUAUUUUUGGCCCAGGAAAGAUGCUUGGGAAGAGCUCAAGGUUUUGCUUGAAAACAAGCCCUGGAUAUCUCACAUGCAAAGGAUUCACCUUCUCAAUCAUGCUACUGAUAUUAUCAAUUUGUGGCAGACAAGUAGUGGUAAUUUGUCCUAGCUUUUCAAUAGACAAAGUUUUGUUUCAAGCUUUUACAUUUUUAAAGUUCUUAACAUUAGGUGUAAUCCAUGUUUCUUAAAUUGAGCUGGCAGAAAUAUGGAUGAUGUGAACUGAAUGUUUUUGUGAUAGCUUUUUAAUGUGAAUUAGUGCUUGAUUAAA